Messenger RNA from Anisakis simplex (herring worm), 759 nucleotides. The record is from the annotation of a GenBank genome assembly. NCBI's taxonomy places the organism in Eukaryota, Metazoa, Nematoda, Chromadorea, Rhabditida, Anisakidae.
GCUUACUUGGUUCCACUCCUUCUGAUGAUCUACUUUUAUUAUGGUAUGUUGAUGAGGCUUCUUAAGCAGAGCCGAAUGGCACGUCGAACACUGCUCGGUUCGAGACGUUGCAAGGCGUCACUGGAUGAUAAAAUUCCAAUUGGCCGAAUAGCAGCAUAUACAUUGGCCAUAUGCUUGUUUCAUUUUGUUUGCUGGACACCAUAUUGGGUUUCGGUGUUGUACUCGCUCUACCUUGAGGUGUUCCAACCACCCGACUUGCAAACGCCUGAUUCUUCAUUUAUAUAUUUUAUGUACGGUGUUCACGCUUUACCAUACAUCAAUUCAGCGUCUAAUUUCAUACUCUACGGACUUUUAAACCGUCAGGUCAGCUCUUCUGAUUGCAUUCAAAUGAAAUCCCCUCUCAGAAUCCCAAUCAUAUUCAUCAUGGAACGACGUCCAGUCUCACCUCGACAAGGUGCUGCUGUACCAUCGAAAUUACGAUCGGCCGAAGGCAGUGAACUGCUCAGUGUCGGUGCUGCACCUUCUGAGGCUUCUUCGGCUCAGCUUCACUUCUCACCUGAGCACCAGCGUACCAUAUUGAGUACCAUUCAAAGUGAAAACAAUUCGGCAGCAUCUCAUCGAAAACGUACGCUUGUUUUCAUUACUUCAAAUGAGAAUUCUUCAUAUUUCCUUAUUUUUCGUCUUCCACAUCUGUCGUUCAGUGACUCGCGCUCUAAUGAGCUUUGCAUUCUAACAUUAAUGGAGGUUGGAUUUACUUGA